AUGACCAAAAACCCCCAUACAAUCAUCGUUCCGCGCGCUCAAAUCCCCAUCAUUAAUCUUCGAGUAUCUCGUACACAGCGGAUCUUAACACCGGCGAUUAUUUUAGGGACGUUGAUUUUUUUGUUGCUCUGUGUGGUUGGAGGUAUUUUUUUGUGUGUUAGGUUAUUUGGGGAAGUGGGUGGGAAUACGGAUAGAGAGAAGGAGAGGGUUGGGACGACGUUGAGGGUUGGGACUGUGGUUUUGAUGGAGGAAGAAAAGAAGGAGGAGAAGGAGGAGAAGGAGGAGAAGGAGGAGAAGGAGGAGAAGGAGGAGAAGGAGGAGAAGGAGGAGAAGGAGGAGAAGGAGGAGAAGGAGGAGAAGGAGGAGAAGGAGGAGAAGGAGGAGAAGGAGGAGAAGGAGGAGAAGGAGGAGAAGGAGGAGAAGGAGGAGAAGGAGGAGAAGGAGGAGAAGGAGGAGAAGGAGGAGGAAGAUGAGAAGAUGAGAAGAUGA
Messenger RNA from Sclerotinia sclerotiorum 1980 UF-70, 489 nucleotides. RefSeq lists its product with no specific name. NCBI's taxonomy places the organism in Eukaryota, Fungi, Ascomycota, Leotiomycetes, Helotiales, Sclerotiniaceae. The record is from RefSeq and is a predicted model, not a curated record. The transcript has 2 exons. The coding region runs from base 1 to 489 and encodes 162 amino acids.